CCGGCGCCGCGCUGCCGCUGACCUCGCGCGACCGGUGACCUUUCGCGAUAUGCGUCGGCAGUCCGCCUGCUGACCGACUGCACAGCGAGCCCCGGCCCGAGCGCACCGGCCGUGCGCGAUGCCCGCGUCCAUGGAGGACGGACCAGGCGGACGGCCUGGCGCCCACGUUCGCCAAGAAGCCGACCAUCGAGCAGGCGCCCGACGGCAAGCGACUGACGUUCGCGUGCCGCGUGCUGGCCGACCCCCGGCCGACGCUCUCUUGGUUCCGGGAUGGAGUACAGGUGCAGGACUCCGCCCGGCACAAGAUGAAGGUGGAGAAGGAUGGAAAAUCCUAUUCCGCCACGUUGGAAAUUCGUGACGCCACAGUCGAUGAUGCUGGCAAGUACAAGGUCAUCGCCAAAAACGAACUCGGCGAGAGCAAUGCGACAAUUGGCCUUAACUUUAACACCGAGGAGCCGCCAGCGCAGCAAGAGAAUGUGGGGCGGCCCUCCUUCACGGAGAAGCCGGUCAUCCGGCAGGCGGCGGACGGCUCGUCCGUGACGUUCGAGUGUCGGCUGACUGCUGACCCGCAGCCCUCGAUGCAGUGGUAUCACAAAUCCACAUUGAUUAAAGAAAGCAGUAGACACAAAAUGAGCAUCACUACGGAGAGCAAGCUGAAGUACAAGGCAUCGUUGCAAAUCUUCGGCAUCCAGGCGUCCGACGGAGGGGAAUACAAGGCUGUUGCCAAGAAUAAGAACGGAGAGGGCUCGGCGAGCAUCAAUCUCAACAUCGCUGGAGACGAGGAGGAAGCCAAAGAGCCCAGCGGCGGUGCUCCGCGCUUCCCGAAGAAGCCAACUAUCCGGCAGGAGGGCGACGAUCUGGUGAUGGCCUGCGUGAUGGAGGCCAACCCCAUGCCCGUCAUUACGUGGUACCACGGCACCAAGGUUGUCACGGCCUCCUCCCGCCUUCGGAUAGCUAGCAAGGAGACUAGCAAGGAUACGUAUUUGCUCACUUUGACUGUGUCUUCACCGACCCAAGAGGACGGUGGCAAUUAUCGUUGUAACGCCCGCAAUAAGAUUGGGGAGAGCAACGCCAACAUAGCGCUCAACUUCCAAGCUAGCGAGGAGCCUGACAAGGCCCCGGCGGGCAAGGCCCCGUCUUUCACCGACAAACCGAAGAUCACAUCGAACGAAUCGGGUUCGCUCAUCACGAUGAAGUGUCGCGUGCGCUCCUCUUCGAAGCUCGACAUCACCUGGCACAAGGCCACCGAGGUGGUGCGCGCCUCUUCCCGCAUUAGCAUGCGCACGACGCCACUCAAGGACGGCGAGUACGAGGUCGUGCUGGAGCUGAAGGACCCGACGGCGGCCGACGGCGGCAAGUACCGCUGCACGGCCAAGAACGAAUUCGGCGAGAGCCACGCCAACCUAGCGCUCAACAUCGAGCCAGAGCCAGAGCCGCCGGCGCCGCCCGCCAAGCCGCCGGUGUUCGUCGGCCCGCCGGCCAUCCGCUCCGAGCCGCCGCGGGCCGUGGUGAUGGAGGUCCGCGUGCGCUCCGAGCGCACCGUCACCGCCUCCUGGUGGCACGGCCAGCGCGCCGUGCGCCACUCCAACCGCACGCAGAUCACACAGCAGGAGAAGGCCAGCAUCUUCACGCUGAACCUGCGGAUACCGGAGCCGCGGCCGGAGGAUGCCGGGCUGUAUAAGUGCAGCGUCAAGAAUGAGGCCGGCGAGAUAAACGCUAAUCUGACGCUCAACAUUGAAGUGGUGCCGGAGAUAACACCUGUCCCUGCCGACAGUGUGGUGCCGGAGAUGCGUCAGCAGCCACGGGUGAUCGUGAUCCGGGAGCGUCGUGUCGUCAUCAUCGAGUCGCGCAUCACCUGCGUGAACCGGCCGAACGUGCAGUGGCUGCACCAAAUGCGGCAGGUCACCGGCGACUCCCGGCGCUCGGUCAUUGUCGAGCAGGUCUCCCAGGUCUGUCCCGGCGGACGUCUCAGUGGCACGCUCAUGGUCGGCAUGUUCCCGGCGCCACGGGGCGAGUAUGCGGUCAAACUGGAGAUCAACGGUGCCUCGGCGGCUGACCGCGGCGAGUACCAGCUGGUGGCUCGCAACGAGAAGGGCGAGGUCAAGUCGCAGCCGGUCACUGUCUCUGAGGUCUUCGAGGAGGAGAAGCCCAAGCCAAAAGGCGAGCGACCCCAGUUCGCCGCCCAGCUAAAGCCGGUGACGGUCGAGGAGGGCCAGUCGGCGGACUUCGCGUGCAAGCUCGCCAAGCUGGACAUGUCUACGGAGAUCAUCUGGUACAGGAACGGCAUCAUCCUGCGAGAGACGCCAGAUGUGUUCAUGAGCUUCGACGGCCAGAACGUGCGCAUGUCGCUGUCGUCGGUCAAGAAGCAGUCGUCGGGCCUGUAUAAGGUGGUCGCCCGGAGCGAGUUCGGGGCCUCCGAGUCUUCCUGCCAGCUGACCGUCAACGAGAAAAAGCCCGUCGAGAAAUUGGAACUGGAUGAGGAGAAAUUGAAGCCCAAAAAGAAGGCGAAGGAAGAGGCAGAAGAGCUGUGCGCAGAGGCUAACGACACGGCUGGCUGGCGCUCUGUGUCUGUGAUGUGCGAAGACGUGGCGUGGCGCGAGCCGUAA
Messenger RNA from Pollicipes pollicipes, 2606 nucleotides. Its product is annotated as muscle M-line assembly protein unc-89. Lineage: Eukaryota; Metazoa; Arthropoda; Thecostraca; Pollicipedomorpha; Pollicipedidae. Gene Ontology annotation, cellular component: plasma membrane. The record is from RefSeq and is a predicted model, not a curated record. Gene Ontology annotation, biological process: homophilic cell-cell adhesion. The coding region runs from base 306 to 2606 and encodes 766 amino acids. The transcript is spliced from 17 exons.